Molecule: messenger RNA, 1610 nt
Organism: Tarenaya hassleriana
Lineage: Eukaryota; Viridiplantae; Streptophyta; Magnoliopsida; Brassicales; Cleomaceae
Product: myb family transcription factor PHL7-like
Exons: 8
Coding region: 553-1446 (297 amino acids)
Molecular function (GO): DNA-binding transcription factor activity; DNA binding
Source: RefSeq, a predicted model, not a curated record
AUGUAUGAUUGCAUGGUUUUGGCUCAAUGUGACGCCGGGCGUACACAGAUAGCACGUGUGAUUCCUAGGGUUCCAAUUUGUCGUCUUCAUCUUCCUCCGUUGACUCCGCUGCUUGCUCCGCCUCUGCAAUCCACCGCCGGAAUUCAGGCACCCCUCUCUCUUCCCUUGUCGAUAAAACGGGUCGGGAGUCAUUGUUGCCAAUUCGAGGUAAUUAUUCUACCUUCCUCUGCGCCAUUUCAAUUUUCUGGGUAUGCCGACAGAGACAUCGGAGCUCAAGAUUUUCCCGAGUGCAUUUCGUUUAGCGAUGAGCGAUCUGCUUUGUUCUCCAAAGCUGCUUCCUUAGCAGAAGCAGACUCAUAUUGUCCGUCUAGUUCUGUUUUGGUCUUAGAUUGGCCGAGUUUGAGAAUCUGUCGGAUAGUUGCAUGUGAGUUGGCAAGGGAUUUCAGCACAGAAGCAUCUUCAGAUCUAUGCAUCUCGGAUGAUUUUAUCUCUAGACGGGCAAUGUUCUGAAUGCUAAUCUAGCUUGCCACCGUUUAGAUCUAAGCCAGCCUGAUGGAACCCAUCAACGGGGGAAACAAUGUCAAUAGCAAUCCUAGUCUUGCGUCCAAACAACGUUUGCGUUGGACACAUGAGCUUCAUGAACGGUUCGUCGAUGCCGUAGCACAACUUGGUGGCCCUGAUAGAGCUACACCUAAAGGCGUGCUCAGAGUAAUGGGUGUACAAGGAUUAACGAUAUAUCAUGUUAAGAGUCACUUACAGAAAUACCGCUUGGCAAAGUAUCUGCCAGAUUCCUCAUCUGAAGGGAAAAGAACGGAUAAGAAAGAAUCUGUAGAUACGCUCUCUGGUUUAGAUGGUUCAUCGCAGAUAACUGAAGCUCUCAAGCUGCAGAUGGAGGUUCAGAAACGGUUGCAUGAGCAGCUAGAAGUACAAAGACAACUGCAACUACGGAUAGAAGCACAGGGGAAGUACCUGAAGAAGAUAAUUGAAGAACAACAGCGAGUCAAUGGAGUUCUGGGCGAAACCUCAGCUCCAGGGACAAGUGAUAACUUCCCAGAGAGAGAUAAUAACAAUGAUCCUUCAACUCCUGCACCGACCUCCGAGUCUCCAAUCCAAGAUAAGUCGGGUAAGGAAUGUGGGCAAGAGAAGAGUCUUUCACUUGACGAGUCUCUAUCGUCGUACCGUGAGCCAUUGACACCAGACUCAGGGUUCGAUUAUGGUUCUACCCGUGAGAGCCCUAGAGGUGAAGAGAGGUCAUCGAAGAAGCCACGGGUCUCAGCGGAUAUGGUAAUGGUGCCUCCGAUACUGGAAUCGGGUCUGAACUCUUCCUACCACGAGACAAACCCUGCAUUUUUAUUGAAAGGUCAGUUUGAUCAUCCAUCUUCUGGUUCAUUGGUCGGAGGAAGUGAAGAUGGGCUGGACAAGGUUUCUUCUGGAGAGAAUCUAUGAGGUCUUGGUUCCUGUCCCUGUCCCUAAAAACCUCGAGAAUUUUAGAUACUGCAACAUGUUGUAGCAAUGGAGAUGAUGUUGUACUUAUAUUUGCUGAGAUACUUGCUGUAAGAUGUAAAUGCAAGAACCCAAGGAGACAGAGUCCAUGUUUCUUGUUCUUGAUA